UGCAAAUCAACUAAAAGAAAAAACGACAAGAAGGUGGAGGCUUUGAUAAUCCUGUAAGAACAAGAAGAUCCUCAAAUCCAAUCCACUCUGCUUCCACUUCGCCUCCUCUGCAGGCGCUCGGCCAUUCUAAUUUCUCCAUUAUUCACAAAUCCCUUCAAAACCCUCUUUCUCAAUUCCAUUCUUCACAAAUCCCUAUCUCUAGUUUGCUUCUAAAAAUGGAGGUGGUAUUGAUGCAGAGACAGUGGGUUCAGUAUAUUAAAGGCUUAAUUGGUGAGGGUUCUCUAGAUAGUCAGUAUUUGCAGCUUUUGCAACUUCAAGAUGAGAGUAAUCCAACUUUUGUUUCUGAAGUGGUGACUCUUUUCUUUGAAGAUACUGAGGAGCUUCUCAAUAAACUGAGAAUCGCUAUAUCACAGCCAUCUGUGGACUUCAAAAAGAUUGAUGAUCAUGUACACCAGCUGAAGGGCAGCAGUUCCAGCAUAGGUGCACUUAGAGUGAAAAAUGCAUGCAUUGACUUCCGGAGUGCCUGCGAGCAACAGAGUCCUGACUGGUGUUCAAGAUGCCUGCAACAAGUAGAGCAAGAAUUCUAUGGUGUGAAGGAGAAGCUCAGUUAUCUAUAUGCACUGGAAAAACGAAUUUUGAAUGCUGGUGGAUCAAUUCCUGAGGACUUGGGUUUCUAAACUGACAGAAUCCAUGGAAACCAAGGUUUUUCCAUUUGUUCCUGUGGAGUCUCCUCCGUCUUGUUCUCUAGGUUCUUAAAUAGAUUGUUACUUGUGCUUGUACAAAUUCAAAACCUUUGCCCUUUUCACUCAGAACGUCAGUGUUUUCUACAGCUGAUUUCAAUAGAGAACCGUUGUGGUUUGAUUAUGAUAUAUUUCUGCUUCAACUUUUAGCUUGAA
Molecule: messenger RNA, 896 nt
Organism: Benincasa hispida (wax gourd)
Lineage: Eukaryota; Viridiplantae; Streptophyta; Magnoliopsida; Cucurbitales; Cucurbitaceae
Product: histidine-containing phosphotransfer protein 1-like
Biological process (GO): phosphorylation; phosphorelay signal transduction system; cytokinin-activated signaling pathway
Cellular component (GO): nucleus; cytoplasm
Molecular function (GO): histidine phosphotransfer kinase activity; protein histidine kinase binding
Source: RefSeq, a predicted model, not a curated record